Molecule: messenger RNA, 1509 nt
Organism: Daldinia childiae
Lineage: Eukaryota; Fungi; Ascomycota; Sordariomycetes; Xylariales; Hypoxylaceae
Product: Glutarate-semialdehyde dehydrogenase DavD
Exons: 2
Coding region: 1-1509 (502 amino acids)
Biological process (GO): GABA catabolic process
Molecular function (GO): succinate-semialdehyde dehydrogenase (NAD+) activity
Source: RefSeq, a predicted model, not a curated record
AUGACGCGGUUAGCUUCUAGUAGAGCACCAAAGCUCAACGAUCCAUCCCUCUUCAAGACUGAUGUCUGUUAUGUAAACGGAGAAUGGAUCAAGGCAGCCUCGGGUAAGACCUUUGAAGUCUACGACCCGGCUACGGGAGACCUCAUUGGCACAUCUCCUGAGUUUACUGGCAAGGACACUGAGAAUGCCAUCGCUGCUGCUGCUGCAGCGUUCCCUAGUUUCCGGACGAAGACUGGUCGGGAGAAGGCUAGAUUACUACGCAAAUGGUAUGACUUGGUAAUCGAGAACUCUGACGACCUUGCAAAGCUUAUCACGUGGGAGAACGGCAAGCCGUUCGCGGAUGCGAAGGGCGAGGUGACCUACGCCGCUAGUUUUUUCGAAUGGUUCAGUGAGGAGGCGCCUAGAGUAUACGGCGAUUCGAUACCGGCUACCGUACCAGGAAACAGAGUUGUGACUAUCAAGCAGCCCGUCGGUGUCUGCGGUUUAAUUACGCCAUGGAACUUUCCCGCUGCCAUGGUCACUCGAAAGCUCGGUCCUGCUCUAGCGGCUGGCUGCACAGUCGUUGUUAAGGCACCUGGAGAGACCCCAUUUACCGCCCUCGCCUUGGCCGAGUUAGCGCACAGAGCUGGAAUUCCGAAAGGCGUUGUUAACUUCGUGACAACCUUAAAGAACACACCUGAGGUCGGAGAGACGCUGGCGACUCACCCUACCGUACGGAAGAUAUCUUUUACAGGAUCGACGGGCGUAGGAAGGCUCCUCAUGAAGCAGGCUUCUCCAACCUUGAAGAUCCUGUCUAUGGAACUGGGAGGUAACGCACCAUUCAUCGUGUUUGACGAUGCCGAUGUCGACGCGGCUGUCACAGGCGCCAUCGCCUCCAAAUUCCGCUCGUCCGGCCAGACUUGCGUGUGUGCCAAUAGGAUAUACGUCCAAAAGGGUAUCUACGAUGAGUUUGCAAAGAAGUUUGCAGAGAAGGUUAAGGAAUUCAAGGUUGGCAAUGGGUUUGACGAAGGCAUCACCCACGGACCUCUGAUCCACGACCGAGCCAUCUCGAAAGUAGAGGCUCACAUUAAAGACGCCGAGAAGAAGGGAGGUAAGGUGGUUGUCGGCGGACAGAAACUGCCGGACCUGGGAGCUAAUUUCUACCAACCUACCGUCAUCACUGGAAUGACCAAGGACAUGGCUAUCGCAGGCGAGGAGACCUUUGGACCUGUGGCCGGAUUAUUCUCAUUCGCCACGGAGCAAGAAGUAGUAGAUUUAGCAAACUCUGCCGAGGUCGGUUUAGCAGGCUAUUUCUUCUCGCGAGACUUGGAGCGGAUUACAAGGGUGGCUGAAGCGCUAGAAGUAGGAAUGGUGGGCGUCAACACAGGUCUAAUUUCAGACACUGCUUCGCCAUUUGGAGGUGUGAAACAAUCCGGAUUCGGCAGAGAGGGAUCUAAAUAUGGUAUUGACGAAUACUUGAACAUCAAGACGAUAACGUGGGGAGGCAUGAAUAAGCCGCUGCAAAGUUGA